This is a messenger RNA of Papaver somniferum (opium poppy), 4325 nucleotides long. Its product is annotated as protein FLOWERING LOCUS D-like. NCBI's taxonomy places the organism in Eukaryota, Viridiplantae, Streptophyta, Magnoliopsida, Ranunculales, Papaveraceae. Bases 155 to 3787 code for a protein of 1210 amino acids. The transcript has 4 exons. Gene Ontology annotation, molecular function: oxidoreductase activity; protein binding. The record is from RefSeq and is a predicted model, not a curated record.
UUUCGAAACUCUUAUACUGGAAGAUUUCCUAUUCUGAUAUUCAAAGUACUCUCUGGUAAACCGGCACUGAGCUAUUCUGAUAAGCUAAAAAUCUAACUUCCCCAAUUCAUCCUCCUCAAAUUCUGGCCUUCGCAAUGUCUGAACAACACCCAUAAUGGAACCUUCAAUCUCCAAUCCUUCAGAAACCAUCCCUUCUCUCACAGAACAACAAAACCCUAACUCUACCUCCGUUCCUACCUCAAAUUCUGUCUCUAUACAGAACACAAUCCCAAUCCUGUCUACAGAUUCCUCCUCCACCCCAAUCCCCAACUCUACCUCGGUUCCUAAUCAAAAUUCAAUUUCUAACUCUAACAAUAACCCUAAUUUAAAUCAUCAUCAUCAUCCACCUCUUACUCCCCCCUUCCCUAAGAAGCCAAGGAAAGGCGGUAGAGCUCCUCGAUCGUCGCCUCUUUCUAUCAACGACCAGGUAUUUCCCCAGUUUAAUUAUUCUAAUGGUAGACCCAAUGGGAACAUUAAUGGAAACGCUGGCGGUAAUAGACAACAAAUUCCUUCUAGUUCUUCAUCAAAUUUUAUGAAAUCCAAUUUAGAGACUUCACAUUCUUUGCCCCCAUUACCCAGUACUACUGCGAGUAUUGGCAGGACUAUUCCUGAUAUAUCUGAAGAGAUUAUAUUUAUUAAUAAAGAAGCUACUUCUGAAGCUUUAACAGCACUAACUUCAGGAUUUCCAGCUGAUUCUCUCACUGAAGAGGAAAUUGAAGCUGGAGUUGUUUCAGUUGUAGGAGGUAUUGAACAGGUUAAUUAUACAUUAAUUAGAAACCAUAUACUAACUAAAUGGAGGGAAAAUAUAAACAGUUGGUUAACAAAAGAAUCGUUAGUGCGUUCAAUACCUUCUCAUGGUCAUGCCCUUUUGAACUCGGUCUAUAGUUUCUUGGUUUCGCAUGGAUAUGUUAAUUUUGGGGUUGCACCUGCGAUCAAGGAAAAGAUUCAAGUAGAGGCGACUAAACCGAAAGUUAUUAUAAUCGGAGCAGGAUUGGCUGGUUUAGCAGCUGCUAGGCAAUUAAUGACAUUCGGGUUUAAAGUUGUUAUUCUGGAGGGGAGGAAAAGAGCUGGUGGACGGGUUUAUACCAAGAAAAUGGAGGGUUCAGAUAAAAUUGCUGCGGCAGAUUUGGGGGGAAGUGUUUUGACGGGUACAUUUGGGAACCCACUUGCAAUUGUAGGCAGGCAGUUGUCUUGCUCUCUUCAUAAGGUAAGGGAUAAAUGUCCUCUUUAUAAGCCAGAUGGGAAGCCAGUUGAUCCUGAUAUGGAUAUGAAAGUGGAGACAGCAUUUAACCGACUUUUGGAUAAAGCGAGCCGUCUCAGACAGUCAAUGGGGGAAGUUUCUGUUGAUGUUUCACUUGGGUCUUCGCUUGAGACUUUUAGAGAGGUCUAUGGAGAUGCAGUGACUAGUGAGGAGAUGAACUUGUUUAAUUGGCAUCUAGCAAAUUUAGAAUAUGCAAAUGCAGGUUUGCUUUCACAGCUUUCCCUCGCGUUUUGGGACCAGGAUGAUCCAUAUGAUAUGGGAGGGGACCAUUGCUUCUUGCCCGGGGGUAAUGGGAGGUUAGUUCAGGCAUUGGCGGAAAAUUUACCUAUCUUAUAUGAAAAAACUGUGCACACCAUCCGUUGUGGUAGCGACGGAGUGCAGGUUCUUGCAGGGAACCAAAUUUUUGAAGGAGAUAUGGCACUUUGUUCAGUUCCGCUUGGGGUAUUGAAGAGUGGCUCUAUCAAGUUUGUUCCAGAAUUGCCUCAAAGGAAGCUUGAUGGAAUAAAGAGAUUGGGUUUCGGACUUUUGAAUAAGGUUGCAAUGCUAUUCCCCCAUGUGUUCUGGGGAACGGAGCUCGACACAUUUGGGCACCUCUCUGAUGAAUCGAGUCGUCGGGGGGAAUUUUUUCUAUUUUACAGCUAUGCUACUGUGGCCGGAGGUCCCCUCUUGAUUGCUUUAGUAGCAGGAGAAGCUGCACAUAAAUUUGAGAGCAUGCCCCCUACUGAUGCUGUGUCCCAUGUCCUGCAGAUCCUAAAGGGUAUUUAUGAGCCACAGGGAAUUGAUGUUCCAGAGCCAAUUCAGACUGUUUGCACUAGGUGGGGUAGUGAUCCCUUUAGUUUAGGUUCAUAUUCGAAUGUCGCCGUGGGAGCAUCUGGGGACGAUUAUGAUAUCUUAGCUGAGAGUGUUGGAGAUGGGAGGCUUUUCUUUGCUGGGGAAGCCACUAACAGGAGAUAUCCUGCAACCAUGCAUGGAGCAUUCCUCAGUGGACUUAGGGAAGCUGCAAACAUGGCUCACCAUGCUAAUGCUCGGGCACUGCGUGUAAAAGUGGAGAGGAGUCCAUCAAAGAAUUCUCAGUCUUGCGCUGCCCUUCUGACCGAUUUAUUCAGGGAGCCAGAUCUUGAAUUUGGGAGCUUUUCGGUUAUUUUGGCUUGUAAGAAAUCUGAUCCCAAGUCGGCAGCAAUUUUGAGGGUCACAUUUAGUGGACCUCGGAAGAAGAACACUGAAGGAUCAAAACCAGAUCAACAGCACUCUAAUAAGUUGCUCUUUCAGCAGCUUCAGUCACACUAUAAUCAGCAGCAACAGCUUCAUGUUUAUACCUUGCUGUCAAGACAACAUGCUCUUGAACUGACUGAGGUUAGAGGAGGUGAUGAGAUGAGAUUGCACUAUUUAUCUGAGAAGCUUGGAGUGAAGUUGGUAGGUAGGAGAGGUUUGGGUCCUGCUGCAGAUUCUGUUAUUGCUUCUAUCAAGGCUGAGAGGGUACUCCGCAGAUCAGCAUCAACUUUUUUGGCUCUUAAAUCAGGUACAUCGAAGCAGAGGUCUGUCAAUUCCAAGCAAAAAUUAGUCAGGAGGGCAAAAGUAAUUCGCAACGGCAGUAGUGCUGCACCUCGUCCGACCUCUUCAGCUUCUCCUUCUGCAUCUCGUAUUGCCUCUACUGCUGCUUCUGCACUUCGUCCUGUCUCUGCGGAUUCUCCACCUGCCCCUCGUCCUGUCUCUUCAGGUCCUCCUCCUGCACAUCGACUAGGCUCUGCAGGUUUCCCUCUUGCACCUCGUCUUUGUUCCAGCCCUCCUUCUGCACAGCGUCCUGCCUCUGGAAGUCCUUCUACUGCACCUUGUUCUGGCACUGUAGCUCAUACUGUAUCUCGACUCGUCUCAUCAGCUCCUCUUGCACCGCAUUCCGUUGCUGUAGCUUCGACAGCUACACCUCAUCCCAAUGAUGCAGCUCAUUCUACUGUACCUUGUAAUGGCUCUGCAGCUCCCUCUGCACCUGAACUCAUCUCCGCAGCAUCUGUUGCACCAAAUUUCGAUGGUGUAGCUUCAUCAGUUACUCCUCAUCCCAGUGAUGCAGCUCAUCAUACUGCACCUUGUAUGGGCUCUGCAGCUUUGCCUGAACCUGUCUGCACAGUGUCUCUUGCACCGCAUCUCGAUGAUCUAGCUUUGUCAGUUACUCCUCAUCUCAGUGAUGCAUCUCUUUUUGCUGAACCUUUUCUUGGCUCUGCAGCGCCUUCUGUGCCUCACCCCCCAUCACCCCCCUUAGAACCUCCAAUGGAUGAUGUAUCUUGUCCUGUCUUAGCAACUCCUCUGGAAGCUCCACCUCUUCCUGCCUUUUCUCCUCCUCUCGACCCUGCACCUCUUCUUGCCUUCGUAUCUCCUCCUGUCUUAUCACCUCCUUCCGAUUUUGUAUCUUCUCCCAGCUAUGUGUCUUCUCUCGUCUCUGCCCCUCUUCCCAACUCUGUAACUCCUCCAAUGAAUACAGGUCUUGAUUCGUGAAAAAGGAUACUGAAACGAACAGACCUAGAUGGCACAUUGGUCCCUUUGGAUCUUCUAUUUGAUCGCGCAUCAACCAGCAUGGUGUUGGUUAUUGGUAUACACUAUAUGGGGUGGCUGGAACUUACCUCUGGUAACCCACUUGGAAGGAUGGACAUCUGAACCCAAUCUCAUAAUCCCGUAAGGAACAACCACGAGUCAUAUGAACAAGCUUCCUCAUUUUCAAAAAGCUGGUCUCUUGUUUCGCCCCUGUCAAGGGAUUGAUCUUCCUGAAGGCUGAAACCCAAGUUAUUUGUUUUUGGUUAAUCAGCAGAGGAGCAAAUGCCAGUGAGUGAGUUUUGGCGAUUCUUCAUGAUUUAGAAGAGUGUGUAUGGUUCAGUCUACCUCACACGGAGCUCCCAAAGUUUUUCACACUAGAUAUUGAUAUAACAAAGUACUGUAAUUGAGUAAAUGUAAUGUAAAGCACUGAAUUUUUUUUAUCCACGUGUCUUUUCUACCUACUAGUGUGACAUAUAAAUGACAAUUUUCCAUUUUUUUUCUU